CGUGAGGAAUAUGUAGUGUCAUGCCGGAAAGAGAUGAUUUAGGAUAGAGAAACUUUACUUUGAAAUACAUCACCAGAACAUUAAACGCUUUAUGCUAGUGUGAGUUCUCCAGAGGCUAACGUGUAGCUUAAGUUCAUGGAAGCAUGUACAGGAAGGCUGACAGUAGAAACUGAAACUGGGACCGUUUGUGUUGUGAGUCGGAGUUACAGCCCAUCCGCUGGAAGCUGCUGGUUGGUUCUCUGGUCAGGGCAUCACUAUGGCAUCAUGGAUAUUUCAUAUGUAUGUGAUGGUGCUGUUGACCUUCAUCAGCUGCAGCCAAAGCAAGAGGGACAAAGUCCUCUACUGUUCCGCUUGUAAGGCGAUUGUGGAUGAGCUGAACUACUCAAUCAGUCAGGUGGACCCAAAGAUGACCAUUAAUGUAGGGAGCUUUAGACUCAACCCUGAUGGGACCAUGACAGACAAAAAGGUCCCGUUUGCUCGCUCAGAAACGCACCUCAGUGAGCUCCUGGAUGGGGUGUGCGACAGCAUGAGUGACUAUGCCCUCUACUUUGACCCGGACACCCACCACAAGCAGUACAGGAGAUUCGCUCCAAGAGUCAGUGGAUCCUCAGAAAACUUCCCAGACUUUGAAAACUUCAAGUUUGAUGGACCUGAGGCAUCCAAUAACCUGAAAUUUGCUGUAAGUUCACAAUGGCAUGACUGAAUUAUUGAACACACUAUAGUUGUGACAUACAUGAUUGUUCUAUUUGCAUAGAAUGGACUCAAUGCUGAGCAGAUUCUGUUUCAUGUGUUGACUAAAAUAUUUAAACAGCUGCAA
Messenger RNA from Poecilia latipinna (sailfin molly), 817 nucleotides. It is a transcript of the gene cnpy1, whose product is annotated as canopy FGF signaling regulator 1. The record is from RefSeq and is a predicted model, not a curated record. The transcript is spliced from 4 exons. Lineage: Eukaryota; Metazoa; Chordata; Actinopteri; Cyprinodontiformes; Poeciliidae. Gene Ontology annotation, cellular component: endoplasmic reticulum. Bases 257 to 703 code for a protein of 148 amino acids.